UCUGCUUCCCAAGAUACUUUGAAUCUGGGUCACCAACUCUCGAAUAUCAAGCCUUCAGGCCCGCUGAAAGUAACAUGUUUGACAAUUGGCUCCAGGGGAGACGUACAGCCUUACAUAGCUUUGUGCAAAGGUCUACAAAGAGCAGGACAUGUAUGCACCAUCGCAACUCACCCAGAAUUCAAGCAGUGGAUUGAAGCUUAUGGCAUUAAGUUUGCCAGCAUUGGAGGAAAUCCAAAGGAACUGAUGAAGCAUUGUGUAGAACAUGGAAUACUUUCAUUCUCGUUUUGGCGGCAAGGGUAUUCAAAAUUUAGUGGAUGGCUGAAAGAACUGCUCCACAACUCCGGCGAGGUGGCUCGCGGAAGCGACCUUCUGAUCGAGAGUCCCACCACCAUGGUGGGUGCGCAUAUAGCAGAAAGUCUGCAGAUACCAUAUUACAGAGCAUUCACUAUGCCAUGGACCAGUACCAGCGAAUACCCUCAUGCGUUUGCUGUACCUAGCCAAGCUCGGGGAGCUAUGUAUAACCGAAUGAGCUAUACACUUUUUGAUCGAUUGAUAUGGGCGGGGACUUCCAGAUUCAUCAACCAUUGGAGAAAACAAGAUCUUGGAUUGGGACCUAUAUCUUACAACGCUCUCAAAGCUCGAGAACAUCCUUUUCUAUACAACUUCAGUGAAAAAGUAGUUACGAGACCCCACGAUUGGAAAGAAUGGGUCCAUUUGACUGGGUAUUGGGUGCUGAAUGAUUCACCCAAAGAUGUUGAACACAUACCCAUAGAAGCCCAACUGCCGCAUGGCUUAGAAUCCUUCAUCAAGACAUCCAGGGAGGAUGAGAAGAAGGUAGUCUAUAUUGGGUUUGGUUCGGUCAUCGUACCCGACCCGGAAGAGAUGACGCGGAUGAUCGCAGAAGCAGUCAAGGGUGCAGACGUCCAUGCUGUUGUGUCUGGGGGAUGGUCCGCAAAAGAUUCAAAAGUUGGAGCUGUGGGAAUGAAAGAACAGUUGAAGGAAUUCUCGGACAGAAUUUUCUAUGUUGACUCUGUUCCUCAUCGAUGGUUGUUCAAUCAAAUCGACGCAGCGGUUCACCACGGAGGUGCCGGUUCGACCGGUGCUAGCUUGAGAGGUGCCCGGGAAACCACCAUUAUUCGACCAUUUUUUGGUAAGUUCGACUACUUUCGCAAUUUUCGGGCUCAAAGGGUCGAGGAAUUGGGUGUGGGAACAAAUUUACACGAUUUCAAUGCAGAGAAUCUGAAGGAAGCGCUAAAACGUGCGACCACUGAUGAAGCUCAGAUCACAAAAGCAGCUGAAUUGGGUGUUCAACUACGUAGCGAGAACGGAGUGAACAAUGCAAUUCAGACUAUCUAUAGA
Molecule: messenger RNA, 1359 nt
Organism: Melampsora larici-populina 98AG31
Lineage: Eukaryota; Fungi; Basidiomycota; Pucciniomycetes; Pucciniales; Melampsoraceae
Product: family 1 glycosyltransferase
Exons: 8
Biological process (GO): carbohydrate metabolic process
Molecular function (GO): hexosyltransferase activity; UDP-glycosyltransferase activity
Source: RefSeq, a predicted model, not a curated record